AUGGGUCCCUGCAAGCAGACAUGCCUGGCCAGCGGGUUCAGGCCCAAAUCAGACACUCGGGGCUGGAACACCCCUCUUGUAGCAAAGAUGAGCUGUGACGAAACCUGGCCCCUCACUGUCCUGGAGAGCCUGGCCAAGUUCUUCCAGGGUCGUCGGCGUAUGGGCCCAGGGAAGGAGGUCAUGUACGACGGACGAGGACAUUCUCGCUUCCGGAACGGAGAGUGCACGCCUCUCCUGUUCCCGGGAGCCGGCGGCAGUCGCACCGUCGCGCCCCGCCCCUCGUCCCGCCACGUCUCUGCCGGAGUCGUGGGUCCCCGGCCGCCUCUGCGGAACCGCAGCGCAGGCUGUGCGUCGCAGGAGCUGCGUGUGACCACGUGUCAGUGUGGUGUGGUUGUGGGAGCUGUUGCCCCAGAGCUGUUCUGUCUUGCAGGUUCCAGCAAGAACACAGACACAGCUCCGGGUGAAGAAGGCCUGGAUGUGGCCAGCCAGGGGCUCAGCUGCCCCAGCGGGCCUGAGACAGCUCCGCCAGGCCCUGCGCUGCCUCUCGACCCCACCUCUCACCCAAGGGGUGCGGACACGGCUCCAGGUGUGACCGGUUUCCAUGACAACCUAAGGAAGGCUGAGGGCAGUAGUGCUGAGGGCGGUAUUAGAAAAGAAGCUUUGCAGUCUCUCAGACUCAGUCUUCCUAUGCAAGAAACGCAACUGUGCUCAACUGAGGCCUCACUGCCCCUGGAGAAGGAGGAGCAGGUUCGCCUUCAAGCACAGAAACGGCUGGAGGAGCAGCUUCAACAGUACAGGGCGAAGAGGCAGGAGGAGAGGUCCGGCCAUCCAGUAGUGAAAACGAGACUUUCCAGCACCCUGGACCCUGAGCUCAUGCUUAACCCCGAACAGCUGCCGCGGGCCAGCACCGUGGCCCUGACCAAGGAGUACUCCUUCCUGCGCACCAGCGUGCCUCGCGGGCCCAAGGUGGGCAGCUUAGGACUCCUGACACGUUCCUCGGAGAAGAAAAGCCCCAAAUCCGGCAGGAUUCGGUCUCUGGCUGAUUACAGGACUGAAAAUAAGGAUGGUGCGGACUUGAGUGGAGGUGGUCCAGCCACCAGCCCCUCGCAGGGUUCUGUGAGCAGGGGCAGCGUGACGUCCGUGUUGUCCGAGGCCAGCCUGCCGCUGGAUGCUGACGCCUGCCCAGAAGACGCCUCACUGGCCGGAGAUGACACCUCCGAGGUGGAUGGCAGUGAGGCCGGGCUGAGGCUGGACGGGAAUGACAGUGACAGCUCCUCGUACAGCAGUGUUUCCGCCCGGGGCGUGCUGGGCGCACUGGUCAGCACCCAGGACUCGGCCUACAUGGUCAACAGCCAGGAGAUGGCUGCUGACACCCUGGACCAGUUUCCUUCGAUUAAGGAUGUCCUCCAGGCUGCGGCAGCUGAGCAUCAGGGCCAGGGGCUGGGGGUCAACGGGGACAUCCGGAGCCGCCGAGGCAGCCUGGCCAGCAGUGUGUCCAUGGAGAGCUCCGUCGCUGAGGCCCAGGACGAGAUGCUACAGGUCCUCAAGGAGAAGAUGCGACUGGAGGGGCAGCUGGAGGCCCUGACACUGGAGGCCAGCCAGGCGCUGAAGGAGAAGGCGGAGCUGCAGGCACAGCUGGCCGCCCUGAACACGCGGCUGCAGGUGCAGGUGGAGCACAGCCACAGCAGCCAGCAGAGGCAGGACUCGCUCAGCUCCGAGGUGGACACCCUGAAGCAGUCCUGCUGGGACCUGGAGCGCGCCAUGACCGACCUGCAGAGCAUGCUGGAAGCCAAAAAUGCCAGCCUGGCCUCCUCCAACAACGACCUGCAGGUGGCCGAGGAGCAGUACCAGAGGCUCCUGGCCAAGGUGGAGGACAUGCAGAAGAGCAUGCUCAGCAAGGACAAUACAGUGCACGACCUGAGACAGCAGAUGACUGCGCUGCAGAGCCAGCUGCAGCAAGUGCAGGUGGAGCGCACGACGCUGACCAGCAAGCUGAAGGCGUCGCAGGCCGAGAUCGCGUCCCUGCAGAGCGUCCGGCAGUGGUACCAGCAGCAGCUGGCACUGGCACAGGAAGCCCGGGUCAGGCUGCAGGGCGAGAUGGCGCAUAUCCAGGUUGGACAGAUGACCCAGGCGGGCCUCCUGGAGCACCUGAAACUGGAGAACGUGUCCUUGUCCCACCAGCUGACAGAGACACAGCACAGGUCCAUCAAGGAGAAGGAGCGCAUUGCAGUCCAGCUGCAGAGCAUAGAGGCUGACAUGUUGGACCAGGAAGCUGCCUUUGUUCAGAUCCAAGAAGCGAAGACGAUGGUGGAAGAAGACCUUCAGAGGAGGCUGGAGGAGUUUGAGGAUGAGAAGGAGCAGCUGCAGAGGAUGGCAGACUCAGCAGCAUCCUUGGAGCAGAAGCUGGAGCAGGUCCAGCUGACUCUGCAGCAGCGAGACCAGCAGCUGGAGGCCCUGCAGCGGGAGCACCUGGGCCUCAUGAAGCAGCUCACAGAAGCGCAGGAGGCCCUGCAGGCCCGUGAGCAGAGCCUGGGGGACCUGCAGACACAGCAUGAGGAGCUGCAGGCCCGGCUGGAGGAGCUGCAGGGAGAGGCGACCGCCAGGGAGGACACCAUCCAGUUCCUGCAGAAGGAGAAGAUUGUGCUGGAGGUGGCGCUGCAGGCAGCCCGGAGCAGUGAGGAGGAGCGAGACAGGGGGGCCAGGCAGCUGGAAGCGGGUGCCCAGGAGACAUCGGAGGUUCUCGAGCAGCUGAGACAGGAGUUGGCUGUAAAGUCCAGCCAGGUGGAGCACCUGCAGCAGGAGACGGCCACACUCAAGAGGCAGACGCAGAAAGUGAAGGAACAGUUUCUUCAGCAGAAGGUGAUGGUGGAAGCCUACCGCCGAGACGCCACCUCCAAGGACCAGCUCAUCAGUGACUUGAAGGCCACCAAGAAGAGGCUGGACUCGGAGCUGAGGGAGCUGAGGCAGGAGCUGCUCCAUGUCCAGGGCGAGAAGAAGUCCGUGGAGGCAGAGCACGCUCGGCUGCAGAGGGAGUCAGCCCAAGUGCACCGUCGCGUGGCGGACCUGGAGGGGAACCUGCAGUCGGUGCAGAAGGAGAGGGAUGCCUUGGAGACACAGCUGCAGUCUCUGCAGUUUGAUAAAGAGCAGGUGGUCGCGCUCACAGAAGCCAAUGAGGUGUUGAAAAAGCAGAUUGAGGAGUUGCAGCAAGAAGCCAAGACGGCCAUCACGGAGCAGAAGCAGAGGAUGAAGCGUCUGGGCUCGGACCUGACCAGCGCCCAGAAGGAGAUGAAGACCAAGCACAAGGCUUACGAGAACGCUGUGAGCCUCCUCAGCCGCCGUCUGCAGGAGGCCCUGGCCGCCAAGGAGUCCGCAGAGGCCCAGCUGGUCGAGCUCAGGGCGAAGGGCGCCGAGGCCGGUGGGGUCACCCCCGCCUUGCAGGAGAGGGUCCAGAGCCUGGAGGCGGAGCUGGAGACGGUCAGCCACAGUAAGAUGCUGCUGGAGAAGGAGCUGCAGGAGGUCAUUUCUGUGACCAGCCAGGAGCUUGGGGAGUACCGAGAGAAGGUGCAGAGACUUGAGAGUGAGGUACUUGAAGCCAGAGGUGCUCAGAGGAAGCUGCGCUCCCUGGAGGAGUCCAAUACCAAGCUGACUCUGGAGCUGGAACACGAGCGAGGGAAGCUGACGGGCCUCGGGCAGUCUAACGCCGCGUUGCGCGAACACAACCACAUCUUAGAGACAGCCUUAGCCAAGAGAGAGGCCGACCUGGUCCGCCUCAACCUGCAGGUGCAGGCGGUUCUGCAGCGCAAAGAGGAGGAGGACCGCCAGAUGAAGCAGCUUGUGCAGGCCCUGCACACGGCGCUCACCAAGGAGAAGGCCAGAGUCAGCGGCCUCAAGGAGCAGGUUUCUGCAGUCAAGGCCGAAUCGGGACACAACCGUCGCCACUUCAAGGCCGCGGCCUUAGAGCUGAGCGAGGUGAAGAAGGAGCUGCAGGCCAAGGAACAGCUGGUGCAGAAGCUGCAGGCGGAGGCUGAGGACCUGCAGCGGCAGGAGGGGAAGCACUCUGAGGAGGUGGCGCAGUUCCAGGAGGAGUUGGCUGAGGCCCGGGUGCAGCUCCAGCUCCUGCAGAAGCAGCUGGACGAGCAGCAGAGCAGACAGCCCACAGGAAACCAAGAGAUGGAAAACCUCAAGUGGGAGCUGGAUCAGAAGGAACGAGAAGUCCGGUCCCUGGAGCAGCAGCUGGACUCCACCCAGCAGCAGAGCCAGAGAGAAGUGGAAGGGAUGCAGCAGUUCCUGCAGAAUAUCAAAUCUGAGCUGGAGAUGGUGAGGGAAGAUCUGCACAUGACCCAGAAAGAUAAGUUUAUGCUUCAAGCGAAAAUGUCAGAACUGAAGAACAACAUGAAGAUUGUGCUUCAGCAAAACCAGCAGCUGAAGCUGGACCUGAAACGCAGCUCAGCCAAGAAGAGGAAGGAACUGAAGGGUGAGGCCAGCCCCUCCAACCCUGUGACGCCGGUCAAGGUUCCCGACUGCCCGGUCCCCGCCUCACUACUGGAAGAGCUGCUCAGACCCCCGCCUGCUGUGAGCAAGGAGCCCCUGAAGAACUUGAAUAGCUGUCUCCAGCAACUCAAGCAGGAGAUGGACAGCCUGCAGCGCCAGAUGGAGGCGCACACCAUCACCGUGCAUGAAUCACUGUCCUCAUGGACUCAGGUUGAAGACCACCUUGGGGAUCUGGCCCCUCCCUGUCCAGCCCCUGCCGGAGAUCACGCCAACUCCAAGGGGGACGCAGAGAAACACAAUCCGAGCUGUGUGGCCACAGAAGUAUCGGAACAGCGCCCUGCCCAACCUUGUGGGCUCCUCUCUCCCACCACUGCGGCCCCGGACUGCAGCGAGCCGCCAACUCGAACCCUGACCACUGCGUCCCCACACUCGUCUGCUGUUUGCUUAGCGAGUUUUACCUCGGGGAUACGAAGAGAGCACGAGGCCAAGGAGGACAGGCACACGCAGGAGACUCAAGCCAACCCCCAGGCGCCACUCUGCGGGCGACUCGUCACGGAGCGCCAGCUGCUGCCCCGCCGCCUCAGGCCCCCGUCUCCGCCCCGCGCCGGGCUGCCCGCGCCGCCUGCCGCCCUUCGCGCUCUCCCACCCCGCACAGCCCGGGUCCGCGUCCGCUGCUCCUGCCCUUGUCGAGUCUCCGGGGGCUCCAGGAGCGGAGCUGGCCCCGCGUGGACGGCCCUGGCGUGGCUCCGGCCGCUCUCGUGGCGCCUUCGCGUCAGGCAGUGA
Elephantulus edwardii (Cape elephant shrew) is the source of this 5274-nucleotide messenger RNA. RefSeq names its product golgin A3 (gene GOLGA3). Bases 1 to 5274 code for a protein of 1757 amino acids. The record is from RefSeq and is a predicted model, not a curated record. Lineage: Eukaryota; Metazoa; Chordata; Mammalia; Macroscelidea; Macroscelididae. The transcript is spliced from 26 exons.